Molecule: messenger RNA, 4592 nt
Organism: Chlamydomonas reinhardtii
Lineage: Eukaryota; Viridiplantae; Chlorophyta; Chlorophyceae; Chlamydomonadales; Chlamydomonadaceae
Exons: 14
Coding region: 289-4089 (1266 amino acids)
Biological process (GO): DNA catabolic process
Cellular component (GO): cytoplasm
Molecular function (GO): 3'-5'-DNA exonuclease activity; nucleic acid binding
Source: RefSeq, a predicted model, not a curated record
AAUUUUAUGAUCUUGAAACCUAGCGAGCUCGCUGUUUUGCUAAGCUGCUGGAUCCAGACAAGUUGCUUCCUCCGUCUAUGGCUUUCCCUCUGCGCUGCUGCAUUCACAACUACAGAUGUAUUACUAGACAUGCUUUAGCGCGCACAGAAUAGGCUGCAGAUGCGCAUGCGCUUGUUCCGCCAGGUUUUGAGAAGCGAGUCCAGCAGCUUUGGAGCGGCUUCGUCAGCUAUAACUGGCAUCGCGGCCAGGACCGGCGCCGGCUGCCCACUAGCGCUCGGUGCGGCUGCCAUGCCCCCGGCGAGCGGCAAAUCCGGCACCAACGGCACCGCUGCAUCCAAUGUCGCGGGGGGCAAGGCGCGGGGUGGCGGCAGGAAGGCGGCAGCGGCCGCCCCCGACCCCUCCCAGCCCACCCUGCAACAACUGUUCGCACGCGCCGGCAAGCCAUCCUCCACUUCUGCAUCCGCGGGCCCCGCCCCCGACCCCAACCCCAGCUCCAACCCAGCAGUAACCGCUUCAGCUUCAAAGGCAGUGGCAACUGGGAGCGGCCCCUCCUUCCCGACCCCGGCCUCCACUAGCCACCACCACCACCAACAGCAGCAGCACCAGCAGCAGCAGGAGAGCCGCCCAGGAUACGGGCAGCAGCAGCACCAGCAGCAGGGCCAGGCACUGCCGGCAGCGGGGGCCGGCGGCGAGCUGCGCGGCUCUCUGGAGGGCACGCCCUGGACCUACGAGCGGGAGGUGUUCACUGUGGGGGUUGCGGCCGCGGCCGGCGGCACCAGACCGGCGGCAGCGCCGGCCCCGCAGGCAUCACUGCAGCAGCCGGCACUGCCGGGCGGCUCCGUGGGCACUGCGGGGCAGCGGUAUGCGGGCCUAGGCAGCAGCGGCAGUAGCAGCGGAGGCGGCGUACUCAGCGGUGGCGGCGGUCGUGGCAGUUUUGCUGGCGGCAUCGGAGGCCAGCUGCAGCAGCAGCAGCAGCAGUUCCGGGCGGUGGGCUCCACGACGGCAGUAGCAGCAGAAGCAGCAGCAGGUGCAGGAGACGGAGGCGGAGGGGGAGCGGGCGCCUCGAGCAUGGGCCGCCGCGGGGGUCCGGCCGCCGCCUCGGUCGCGGCCUCAGAGGUUGUGUCGGUCAUCUCUGCUGACUCGGACGAUUCCGACGACGUGGUGAUUGUGGAUUCGGAGGGGGAGGCGGAGGUGGCGGCGCUGGCGGGCGGGGUCGGCAGGCUGGGCCUCACGGACAGGGCGGCGGCGGCGGCGGUGGCGGCGGCGGCGGCGACAGCAGCCACGGAUCGCGCCGGCCUGACGACCUCCACUGCUCUGGAGGCGUCGGAAGGCGGGCCUGACGCUGGCGCCGCCGCAACCGCCACAGCCUUCGCCGCCGCUGCAGCUGCUUCUGCUUCUUCUUCUUCAAGCUCAGGUGCCGCGGGCAUGGCGCCCGUGUUCGAGCCAAAGGCAGCAGCCAGGACCAAAGCCGCAGCAGCAGGUGGCGGCGGCAAGGGCCGCGGCGGGGGUGCCGGAGGCGGUGGAGGUGGAGGCGGCGGAGGUGCCGGAGGCGGGCGCGCUGCCAGGGCUGCCAAGCCCAAGGUGCGCACGGGCAGCUCCCGAGGUGGUGAGCUGCUGUGGACGGAGCUGAGUCCGGAGGAGCGGCAGGCGGCAGGCGGCCGCACCUGGAUCAGGUGGGAGCCGCUGCCAGAGGAGCAACCCUCCGCCUCCACCUCCCCUGCCGCCACCUCUUCACGCACAGUGUUCCACCUGUUCUCGUUCGACGUCGAGACAGUCGACUUCAUGCGCCAGGUCCGCGGCAGCAACCAGCGGCGCUUCCCGCGCCCCGACCAGGUCCGACUGCUGGAGGUGGCGGCUGUUGACAUGGGCCCCAUCACAGCCGCCAGCCACACACACCUCAGCCACACAGCAGAUGCAGGCUGCUGGGGCCAACAGCAGCAGCAACAGCAGCAGCAGAAGCAGGUGUUUUCCACGCUGGUCAACCCGGGCCGCUCCUUCAAGAACCACAAGACCGCCGAGCACAACCGCAUCACCUACGCCCAGGUGUCGGCGCCGCACGUGCCACACACCGCAGAGGCCCUGCAGCGCCUGUUUGACUUCAUCGCCGCCGCCUGCCAGCGCACCGCCGCCGCCUCCGCCUACUCCGCCGCCGGCGCCCAGGCCGGCGCCGCCACCGCCUCAGGCGGGCAGGCAGCAGCAGAAGCUCGCGGCGGCGGUGGUGGGGGUGGUGGCGGGGCAGGCGGGGGAGGCGGUGGUGGUGGUGGUUCUGGAAGUGCAGUGCGGGUGGUGCCGCUGCUGAUGGCACACAACGGUGCGCACUUCGACUUCCCGGUGCUUCGGCAGGAGUGCGGGCGUGUGGGUUUGGCGUGGCCGCAGGACUGGUGGUAUCUGGACACGCUGGUUGCGGCCAAGGCGCUGUGGGCCAAAGCCGACUGGCCGCGGCAGCCGCCCGACAGCGACGACGAGGAGGGAGAGGAGGGGGAGGAGGAGGGCGAGGGGGAGGCGGCGGCGGCGGCGGCACAGGGCGGCGGCAAGGCGUCUCUAUCCAUGCGGGCGCUCAAGUCGUGGGCGGGCGUGGUCAGCGACGGAGAGGCACACCGCGCGGCAGUGGACGCGGCCGACCUGGCGGCGGUGUGGUGGGCGCUGUGGGAGCGCUGGGGGCGGCCCAGCCCGAUGCACCUGGAGCGGCUGAGGGGGCGGACCGGCGAGAGCAGGGCGGCGGCAGGUCCGCUCCACAGGCUGGGGCUGCUGUCGCAGUCCGCCCGCCUGGACGAGCUGAGCCGCCACAUGCAGGCGGCUGUAGCGCCACACCUGAGGCACCUACUACAGCCGCAGCAGCAGCAGCAGCUGCUGCUACAGCCGUCACAGCAGCAGCAGCGGCUGAGCCAGCGCGGUGUAGACGCAGCGGAGGGGGAGGAUCAGGGCGGCAAGGAGGGCUGUCCGGAUCCAGACCUGGAUUCAGAGGAGGAUGCGGAACUGGAUCUGGAUCUGCCGCCGCUGGUGCUCACCAUGGCCGAGCUGAAGCGGGAGGCGCAGGCGGGGCGGCUGCGGCUUGAGCCCACGGACCGGGGGGGAGGCAGAGGAGGGGGAGGGGGAGGGGGAGGGGGAGGCCGCUUCCGCAGCUGGAGGCUGCUGCGUGUGCGGCCGCCGCCGGCUGCGGCGCUUGCGCUUGCGCCGGAGGCGGCGGAGGUAGAGGCGCCGGAGGGAGAGCUGGAGGAGGCGGGUGCGGGCGGCAGCAGCGGCGCCGCCAGCAGCAGGCGACUGGAGCAGCAGCAGCAGCAGCAGGCGGGGGAGGAGCAGUUGGUGCCGUUCACGAUACUGCUGCGGGGCUGCCGACUCAAGUACAUGGAGAAGCAGUACGCCUACAACGACGCGCACGCGCCCGCAUGGAAGAUGCUGCUGAUGCCUUCGCCCAAGGUCCCCGGCAGCAGCAGCAGCAGCAGCAGUGCGGCCGCUGCUACUGCCGGGGGCGCGGAGGGCGCUUCCAGCAGCGCCAGUGACUUUGCGGAUCUGGUCACUUUCCUGGAGAAGAUGGCCACUUAUGCCGCCACGGCUCUGGCGGGCCGGCAGGGCGUCAAGGUGCACUCGUGCGGCCGCCAGGACGCGGCCGGGCCCGGCAAGAAGAAGGAGCCCGUCAUGGGGGUGCGGCCGCACCUGCACGCAGCCAAGUGCGACGGCCCCGCGCCCGGCCAGCUGUCGUGGUCGGUGCUAGCAACCAUGUCAGCCUACGACAAGAAGACAGCCAGCUACAAGGAGUGCCGCUGGCCGCAGCUAGAUUCCUACAUCCCGCAGCCCCGCACCACUGCCGCCGCCGCCUCCUUUGGCGGCCAUCACGACUCACCCCACCCGCCGCCAAGCCACCACCAGCAGCCCGGCUCGCCGGACCGCCUGCAUUUCUCCGCCUACCUGACCCUGGAUGAGGUGAAGGCGGACAACCUGCAGCGUGUGGCAGCGCAGUUGCCGGACGUCAGGGGCGGGGACGUGUUGGAUGUGGCGCUGUGGCCGGAGCUGGUGUGGGUGUCGGACAGCGGUGCGGGCGUGAAGCUGCAGGCGGUGCACCUGGUGAGGCGGAGCGGCAGGACGGCGUGAGGGCAGGGAGGGCAGGGAGGGCAGGGAGGGGGGGGAGGGCAGGGAGGGGGGGGCCGGGAGGGAGGGACGAGGGGGGGAGGAAGGGGGGAGAGGGAGGGGGAUGUACGGUUCCGAGUACGGAGCCAGAGACACGAGGAUGGGGGCGGAUGGGGGCGCGAGGGAGGGGGGAGUCUUGUGGAGAGGGCAGCAGGAGGGCGGUUUGCAGUUAACCCUGUUGUCAACAGACGGAUGUUUUGAUUGUAUGUUGGUGGGCUAUGUGCCCCAGCUCAAAGACUCAGUCCCAGUUCCCCCAUGUCGAUGGGUUGAGCAAGUAACGCGGGUGGGCAGGCAGAGGCGUUUGGGCAGGGCAGGUACAUGGUUGCUGCUUCGAAGGUACGUGUGCUGGCUAGCUAGUUAGCAGAUGCAAGGGUUUCGGCUAGAUAGCAAGUAAUGUCUGCCAGCCGGGUUGCUGCAAGCGUGCACACAUGCACCCCUUCCGCGGCUACGUUUUGAUGUAACGGUUG